Molecule: messenger RNA, 474 nt
Organism: Ixodes scapularis (black-legged tick)
Lineage: Eukaryota; Metazoa; Arthropoda; Arachnida; Ixodida; Ixodidae
Product: cuticle protein 16.8-like
Exons: 3
Coding region: 1-474 (157 amino acids)
Cellular component (GO): chitin-based extracellular matrix
Molecular function (GO): structural constituent of chitin-based larval cuticle
Source: RefSeq, a predicted model, not a curated record
AUGACCAAAGUCUUUCUUUGCUGCCUUUCCGCCUAUGUAGCUGCCGGAGUGGUUGAAGAAUACCCUCCCCAGCCAUACAGCUUCGCCUACGACAACACCGACGAGCACGGCACCCGCAUCGCCCACGAAGAUAGCGCCGACGCCAACAACGCCAGGGUGGGAUCCUACAGCUACUCUGACGCCUCAGGAAUAACCCGCGCUGUGAAGUACACCGCCGACGCCAUCGGCUUCCACGCCACCGUCGAGACGAACGAGCCAGGCACCAAGGGCUCCUACCCCGCUGACGUGCAGGUCGCCUCCUUCGCCGUCAAGAGUCCCGUUCCUGUUAGCUUGAAGGCCGUUCAGCCUGUUCCAGUCACCGUCCAGGCUGUCCACGCUGCCCCAGUUGUUCACGCCAUCCAUGCUGUUACAGUGGGUCACGCUAUAUCCCACGCUCCCAUAUCCUACUCCUUCGGACAGGCUAAGAGCGCCUAA